Musca vetustissima is the source of this 1731-nucleotide messenger RNA. Its product is annotated as mucin-2-like. Bases 1 to 1731 code for a protein of 576 amino acids. Gene Ontology annotation, molecular function: chitin binding. NCBI's taxonomy places the organism in Eukaryota, Metazoa, Arthropoda, Insecta, Diptera, Muscidae. Gene Ontology annotation, cellular component: extracellular region. The record is from RefSeq and is a predicted model, not a curated record. The transcript is spliced from 5 exons.
AUGCUACCUCUAUUGAAAUUGCUACUUGGUGCUGCGCUGUGUGUUGCUGUUAUCGAUGCCAGCUGUAAUGUCUGCCAGCCGGGUAAUAAUGUGGCCUGUCAUAGUCAAAAUCGUUAUUCGCCUUGUGUAAACGGCCAACCCACCAAGGACUAUAAAACUUGUCCCGAAAAUUUCGUUUGUACUUCGGCCCUUUUGAUAUGUUAUCCGCGUGAACAUAAUUUGGCACCAAGUUGUCAACGAAUUGAUGAAACCAAUGUUGCACCGGAUGAUGGUAAAAACUGUGGCGUCUGUGAUAAAUAUAAAGUUUUCGCUUGCCUCAAUGAAACCACAAUUGCCUUUUGUUUUGGUGAAGAUCGGCCAAUGGAGGGACACAUAUCCUAUUGCCCGGAGAAAACAGUGUGUGAUAUCACAUUGGAAAAUGGUUUCUGUAAUGAUAAAUCAGUUGCGCGGCCAAGUUGUAUUCCAGGAAACGGCGAAGUUGAUGUUGCAACGAGCACUCCCAUAAUAACAACAACAACAAUGUUACCUACCACAACCACAACAACGAUGAUACCCACCACAACUACCGUGAUGCCAACAACUACGACUACAGUCAGUACAACAACCACAAUGAUGCCAACAACAACUACAACAGAAGCCAUCACAACUACCACAAUGAUUCCAACAACAUCCACAAUGCCAACGACCACAACAACAUUGUUGCCAACUACAACUACCACAGAAGCAACUACAACAACCACUGAAUUGCCAACAAUAACAACAACUACCACAAUGAUGCCAAUCACUACAACAACAACGGAACCCACAACAACUACAAUGCUGCCAACUACAACUACCACAUUACAGCCAACAACCACUACAACAACUCUGGAACCAACUGCAACAACCACAACAUUGGAACCCACAACUACCUCAUUGGAACCCACAACUACCACAUUGGAACCCACAACAACCACAUUGGAACCCACAACUACCACAUUGGAAACCACAACUACCACAUUGGAACCUACUACUACCACUACAACCAUGGAACCCACAACAACAACCACAAUGCUACCAACUACAACUACCACAUUAGAACCCACUACCACCAUCACAACUAUAGAGCCCACAACAACAACCACAAUGCUGCCAACGACUACUACAACAACAUUAGAACCCACUACAACAACCACGAUGCAGCCAACCACCACAACCGAACCAACCACAACAACUACUACGACUGAAGUUCCCACAACAACUACCACUGAAGCCAUCACAACAACCACAACGAUGCUGCCAACACCAUCCGGGCCACGUACACCAAAUGAAAUAUGUCUCGACGAGGGAGUACCUGGAUUUUUCCCACCCGAUGAUGAUCCAACGUGUACCAACUUCGUUGUCUGCUAUGGUAAUCCAUUGAAGGGUAUGCUGAACACCUGCUCCACUGGACAAUAUUUUGAUCCAGUGCUGAAAUUUUGUUCAACAGAAAUACCUCCAGGCUGUCCAGGGGGAAGUUCUACAACUAGUACUUCUACAACCACUGCACCCGAACCCAUAAUUACAACAACCACCACCACAACUACUACCACAGCAGCUCCUACAACAACACCAACCACCACAACUACGACAACUACUACUUCUACUACCCCGGCAGCACCUACAGAACCUCGUGAUCCAAAUCAAAUUUGUGUGGAUGCUGGUAGUACGGGUUCAUAUAAAACCGAUGAUGAUGUUACCUGUACGAAGUAA